This is a messenger RNA of Colletotrichum navitas, 301 nucleotides long. RefSeq lists its product as uncharacterized. The coding region runs from base 104 to 271 and encodes 55 amino acids. The record is from RefSeq and is a predicted model, not a curated record. The transcript has a single exon. NCBI's taxonomy places the organism in Eukaryota, Fungi, Ascomycota, Sordariomycetes, Glomerellales, Glomerellaceae.
UGUAAAGACGCUGCGGUUCAUCACAGAAACAUAUCAGGAGGCAGAUGUGAAUAUUGACAACGAAGAUGUACAGGCUACGGUUGUGGUCUAUCUUGAUGUUGCAAUGACAAACCCGGACGUGGCGGGGGUUGGAAACUUGGCAGAGAGGUUCGAGGACAUUGCACUGUUUCGAGAGUUCCCUAAUGUAGAUGAUGACGAGAUCGUAACGGCCGCCAGGUCAAGUCUAACAAGACUGGUAAUGGGAGUAAGGGCAGCCGCUAAUGAUAUUUAAGAUCAACAACCGAGCAGGUGACCUUUGGGG